Molecule: messenger RNA, 4986 nt
Organism: Thrips palmi
Lineage: Eukaryota; Metazoa; Arthropoda; Insecta; Thysanoptera; Thripidae
Gene: Hecw
Product: E3 ubiquitin-protein ligase HECW2
Exons: 12
Coding region: 77-2512 (811 amino acids)
Biological process (GO): regulation of dendrite morphogenesis; ubiquitin-dependent protein catabolic process
Molecular function (GO): protein binding; ubiquitin protein ligase activity
Source: RefSeq, a predicted model, not a curated record
GGCGCCCCUGCCGGUGCCUCUGCGGCACGUGCCCGCCUCCAGGCUGCCGUCCAUCCCGGAGAAGAAGGCCCAGCGGAUGGACGUGAGCGGCGCCCUGCCCGAGCCGCUGCCUGCCUACUGGGAGGCCCGGAUCGACAGCCACGGCAGGAUAUUCUACAUCGACCACGUGACCCGCACCACGACGUGGACGCGACCCGCCGCCAACUCCAGCCGGUCGCCCAGGCCAGCCAGCAACGAGCUGCAGCGCCAGCAGCUGGAUCGGAGGUACCAGAGCAUCCGCCGCACCAUCACGUCCAGGCAGUUGGACGAGGAGGAAGGCGCCGUGGGUGGAGCGGUCGCGGAGCCCGGGCCCGCUGGUCACGUGCCUCAGCACGAUGCCGCCACCAGUAGCAGCAGCAGCAACAGCUGCAGCAGCAGCAGGAGCAACAGCGGCGGCACUGUGCCCAUCACCGCCAUGACCCCCAUGGCACCGCCGACUGCCUCUGCUCCGCCUCCUCCCGCGACGCCCUCGUCCUCUGUGGCCGCCAUGGCUUCCAGCUCCCUCGCGCACCCUGGCCACGGCGCGCACGCCGCGCACGCCGCGCACGCCGGCACCAGCAACGGCAUCAUGCUGCAGAACGGAGCACCACUGGGGCCCUGGGUGGCCAGCACUGCCAGCACCAGCGGGAUGGCCCAGAGUGUUCAUGCCGGAGUCGACAGGGAGUCCCUCAACUUUACGCCUGGAGUCAAAUUCAUUUGUCGGGCUGACUUUUUCACCCUCCUUCAUAUGAAUCAGGAGGCUCUUGCUCUCUACAACAGAAAUGGCUCACUAAAACACAUGAUCUCUAAAAUUAGGAGAGACCCAACGUGGUUUGAACGUUAUCAACAUAAUAAGGACCUUGUUCUACUAGUCAAUUUAUUUGCCGAUACUACUAGAGAUCUGCCCAGAGGCUGGGAGACCAAAUUCGACAGAUAUGGAAAGGCGCCCGCCCCACCGCCGCGCCCUGCCGCGGGCCACGCCGCCGUGGCCAUGGGGCGGCACGCGCAGCCCGCCGUGGUGGACAUCCCCACGGCCUACAACGAGAAGGUGGUGGCCUUCCUGCGCCAGCCCAACAUCAUGGACAUCCUGCGGGAGCGCCACUCGCUCGUGGGCUCCAGCCAGGCGCUGCGCGACAAGGUGAACGCCGUGCGCGUGGAGGGGACCGCCGCCCUGGACCGCAUGAGCGACGACAUCCACCUCACCAUCCUCCUGAGCCUGUUCGAGCAGGAGAUCAUGAGCUACGUGCCCGCCGUGCCGUCCAACGCGCGGUCUCCGCAACUGUCGCCGCAGGCUAGCCCCGGCCUGUCCCGGGCCAACGCCAGGGCGCCCGCGCCCUACCGCAGGGACUUCGAGGCCAAGCUCAGGAACUUCUACCGGAAGCUGGAGUCCAAGGGAUACGGCCAGGGCCCGGGGAAGCUCAAGUUGCACAUUAGACGCGAUCACCUCCUCGAGGAUGCUUUUAGUAAAAUAAUGGCGGCCUCAAAGAAAGAUCUUCAGAAAUGUAAACUUUACAUAACCUUUGAUCGAGAGGAAGGUCUUGAUUAUGGAGGCCCAUCCAGGGAAUUCUUUUUCUUGCUUUCGAGGGAGCUCUUUAAUCCUUACUACGGCCUCUUCGAGUAUUCUGCCAAUGACACAUACACAGUUCAGGUGUCGCCCAUGUCUGCAUUUGUUGACAACCAUCAUGAAUGGUUUAGGUUUAGUGGCCGUGUUUUAGGGCUGGCUUUGGUUCAUCAAUACCUGCUGGAUGCCUUUUUCACACGCCCUUUCUACAAAGCACUUCUCAGAUUACCAGUAUCUCUUAGUGACUUGGAGUCACUUGAUGCAGAGUUCCAUCAAAGCUUACUGUGGAUUAAAGAAAAUGACAUUUCCUCUGAGGUAUUGGACCUCACAUUUGCUGUGACAGAGGAAGUAUUCGGACAAGUGGUGGAAAGAGAGCUUAAACCUGGAGGUCGUAAUGUGACAGUUAGUGAAGCUAAUAAAAAGGACUAUUUGGAGAGAGUUGUGCGGUGGAGGCUGGAACGAGGAGUUUCAGAACAAACAGACUCAUUGGUUAGAGGGUUUUAUGAAGUUGUUGAUCCUCGUCUUGUAUCAGUAUUUGAUGCUCGAGAGCUUGAGCUUGUGAUAGCUGGCACAGCUGAAAUAGAUUUAGCUGACUGGCGGAAAAAUACUGAAUAUAGAUCUGGUUACCAUGAUAGUCAUCAUGUUAUGCAGUGGUUUUGGUCUGCUAUUGAGCGUUUCAGCAAUGAACAAAGACUAAGGCUAUUACAGUUUGUGACUGGGACAUCCAGUAUCCCAUAUGAAGGGUUUGCAGCUCUUCGAGGUUCCACUGGCCCAAGAAAGUUUUGUAUUGAGAAGUGGGGAAAGCCUAAUAGCCUGCCAAGAGCCCAUACAUGCUUCAACCGCUUGGAUUUACCACCUUAUCCUACUCCUGAAAUUCUUUAUGAGAAACUACUCCUUGCUGUUGAGGAAACCAACACAUUUGGCAUUGAAUAAGAAGAGUGAUAUAUGUAGUCAUAGAUAACAGUAUUUACUCAAACAAGGUCCAUGGGUACAUUGAUGCUGUGAAGAGAAAUAGUUAUACCAAAAACUCUCUGGCUGUGUUAAUGAGAACUGUGACUGUCCUGUUCAUGGCUAAGAGUCUUCUUGUUGGCAGGAGACUUUCUAAACUUAUGAAUGACACAAUAUACUGUUCAGGUUCACUCAGUUGAGGUUCUCAGCCGUUUGUGGUAUACUUGUGAUAAGCAAGAGCUUUUGAAUUAUGUAGUUAUAAAUAAUAUUCCAGGUCUUAAAUUUCUGUUUGGAAGGUAAUGAUAUUUUUUCUCUAGGAGUUCUUUAUGAAAAGGUUAAAUCUUCCAAGUCUGUCUGACCUCUUAAUGUUUUGCAACUUCAGUGUUUUGGAACACAGUUAAUUUCUGUACUGCAUUCAUUGUUGAAUGUUAUUCAAAUGGCUUAUAGAGUAGAUACAUUUUAUUUAUUUUCCGUCUAGUCAUUUAAAUUUUGUACAUUGUUAAGAAGUUUAAAAUCAAACUUCAGAGCAUUUGUGAAUGGAUUUUAUGAUAUGUUCUUCCACUUUGCAGUUCUGAAUCUUCUAAGUUCAAGGUGUUUGAUCUAUUCUUCUAUUUACCCACCCCAAAUUAUGUAUUCCUGUACUUUCUUGUUUUCAUUAGUUAUAGAAAGUUUUAAAAUUCUAAACUUGUGUCAUUUGUAUUUAUAAUUGCACGAGUGUACCCUUUUUUCCUGAAUGAAUUGCAAAGUAUGCUUGUAGAGGUGCAAAAUAUCUGUAUUUAUUCCAGUGUGUCAGACCAAAUAUUAUCUGCUCUUGCAUGACUUGCAGAAUAUUGAAGUGUAGUUAUCUAAGUCAUACUCAACCACUACUUUCUUUGUAUGUGUGAGUAGCCAGAUACGCCUUCUCUUUAGAAAUAAGAAAUGACUGCCUGUUUAUGUAGAGAAAUCUAGUUUAAGUUAAUUUAGUCUCAAAUCGAUGAAAUAUGUAGUUAUUUGCAAAUGUAUAAAUUUGUCUUGAAGCGAUGCUUGGAGUUGUGGCCAAUGUUUUGAUGGAGCAUUGAGUGACAUCUAUUCACUCUUUUCUUUUUGGAUGUGUCCUAAAUUGUGUCUAUGGGAUUCAAAAUGAAAUACCUAAUGCCAUUUUGACACACCCUAGGUCUUUUUGCUGUAGCAUCAAAAGUACCGUCCAUGAGAAAAUUGUUUAAACAAAAGAAAUUUUUAGCAAGAAGUCUUACUCACAUAUGUGACAGACUGUAGACCCCCCUUCCCCCUAAAAAUUGUAAUUCCCAUUUUAAAAUAUAACUGAUCCAGAAGGACUUGUGAGUUGUAGGUAGCAAAUUUUUAAAGGUGAAAUUUGUUUUUUACUUACUUCAAGAACUCUAGAAAGAAACUAGAAUUCAUGCUAUUAAACAUGAAUCGGGGAUGUGCCAGUUUUACUUCAGACUAUAUUUUCCUAAAAUUAUUGAAUAGACACAAGGUAUGUCACUUUGGUUGGGGACAAUGAUGCUGAUUUUUAUUUCAGCUAUAGCAAAUUGAUUUGUUUUGUAUAUUUCCAUCAUUAAUAUUGUAGAAACACUUACAUGUGAAUCAUAAAUCAGCUGUUGAUAAUUAUGAUCAAGAUUUCAGAUGUUACUUUUCAGAUGUUGGCUUUUGUCCAAAAUUUUCUUCUUCCAUUUCCAAACACUUGAGUGACUCGCGUGAAUGUCUUGUGUUGUUUUAUAUAAGAACAUAUUUAACAAUGGCAGGUUUUCCUUUUGGUGUGCUUCAAACACAUUUAUCAUUUGUUCAAUACUAAGAUCUGCCAAAGGCAGAACCCAUAAAUUAUAUGCAAAAUAGUACAAUUAGCUAUAAUAUUUAUUUAUUUACUCUAGUUGCCCGUAGAAAUAAGGAGGAGCAAAUCAAAACAAAUGCAAUCUUAAUUUUCAUGAACUGGAACUAAACAAUCAUCUUACAGGGUUUAUGGACAUUUUAAGAUGAGAAUAUGAGAUUGUACCUUCAAAUUUGACCACAGGCACAAAACAAUCAAUUCACUUAUUUCAAUGGUUUUCUUGUAUUGCCUGGGCACUUCCAUUUUUUUUGGUGUGAAUCCUACAAGUGUGUUGAUUUGCUCAUCAAUCUUACAUCCAGGUGGGAUUUUGUUUGAUUAAUGAAAGUUUGUACAUAGAUCAAUGGAUUUUGGCUUAAGAGUGAGUUUGCAGUUGUUCCGCAAAGUCUAUUCCUCCGUUUGCUAACAUAAGUUAUCUUUAUUUUGACUUGCCUCUAAGCUGUUUUAUAAGUGAAUAUGUUUUAUUGUUGAGUAAUUUUAGAUGUGUGAUUUAUGUUUACAGAUGCUAGUCACUAUAUGUCUGAAGGACUUGCACUGUCCGGUAAGACAAACAUUGUCUCUGUCAAUGUCUUUAUGUUUCUUGUUUUUUACUUUUGUUUGUAUUAAACUUAAACAAUACAAGGGAAAACCUGUUUUA